CAGCCAACAGUGGAUGUAAUUUGACCUGAUGAUGGCACUGAAUAAAAAAUUAAGGGAUCAAUAAAAGUUGUUUGGAUACAUUUUCUAGGAACCAUGAGUGUCUCCAAGUGCCUCUCCCAUAAUUAGUAGCAUAAAUGUUGAGAUAUUGCUCAAGACAUGAAAUUUCAUCCAGUAGCUACAACUUAUGCAAGAUGCUAUGUCACAGUGCAGGGUUAUUUUUGUAUGUGUUUAUGCUGAGUAGCUGUGUGUGUUCAGCUGUUUGACAUCUUAAUCAUUCAGUCAUUUUUUGGUUUAAAUUUGAAAGAAUCUCACCCACAUUAAAAAUAUGACAGUAAUACGUUUUUUUAUGUGACCGAUGCAGAAACUGUUCCUGCCUCACAGUUUAUCCCAAGAGGCACACAUCUUUGUUUGUUUGAUUAAAGCAUAUCAAGUCAGACCAUUAAAAGUCUUCUGUCAAAGCUUUGGUGAAAACUGUGUAAACUGUGAUGAAUAAUUCAGAGACAACGAUCAUUUUACUUGAGUUGAGCUUGCUGGGUUGCCAUGGAGGAAAUGCAUGUAUUAUUUACUGGAGUGUGAGUGUGACUGUAAGGCAGCUUACAGACGCUCAGUCGUUUUUAGAUCUGUUCCAGCAGCCAGGAUUAAACCUGCUAGUAAUCCAUGGGAAACAAAAUAGUUUGUCUGAGCUGCAUGUUUACCUCUGCAGGAGAGGCAGGGAGCUACGGUUCUGUGCAGAGCAUGUAAUGUAGCAGAGGGCUCGCAAUGGAGGGGACGAUGCUGACGGAGGGGCAGGAGAAGCCCCAGAAGCGGGUGAGGUUCCGAGUGGCUUCUGGGAACAGCGGCCGGGUGCUGAAGGAGAUGUUCAAGGAUGAAGGGCCUUCGGACUCCCUGGAGUCAGACUGCACCAGCAGCUCUGACGCCGACAGAGCCAGCACCCCCUCCACAAGUGGAGAGCCGCACGGACACCUGUAUGGAUACAUGGGCUCGGAGCUGGACGACAGCGGGAGCGAGCCCGAUGACCUGCUCAUGUAUGCGGGGGCCACCAAGGACUGGUCGUUCACCACCAAGAGGGUCAACAUACUCAGUAAAAAUGGGACUGUGAGGGGGGUCAAGCACAAAGUCAGCGCAGGUCAGACGCUGUUUGAAAACCUUCCCAAUUGCAACAGUUUGGAGUUGUUGCUUGAGUUUGGGCGGAUUGUCAUCUACACAACCAGUUUCCGUGUGGUGAGGACGACCUUUGAGCGCUGCGAGCUGGUCAGAAAGAUUUUCCAGAAUCACAGGGUUAAGUUUGUGGAGAAGAACAUCGCUCUGAACAGUGAGUACGGGAGGGAGUUGGAUGAGCGGUGCAAACGUGUGGGAGAACCUCCUUCGUUACCAGUUGUGUUCAUUGAUGGACACUACCUAGGGGGUGCUGAGAAAAUACUCGGUAUGAAUGAAUCAGGAGAGUUUCAAGAUCUUCUGAUAAAAAUCGAGCGGGUACAGCAUCCCCAGACGUGCCAGUCCUGUGGGGGCUUUGCCUUCAUCCCAUGCCCAACGUGCCACGGCAGCAAGAUGUCCAUAUUUCGGAACUGCUUCACGGAUUCCUUCAAAGCCCUCAAGUGCACUUCCUGCAACGAGAAUGGUCUGCAGCCCUGUGUGAGCUGUAGCCGCUGAGGACGUAACGUGCCUGACCCUACGUCCUCGCUCACUUCUCUGCGACCUGAGACAGGACCCUGAACUGGACUGAAACACAGGCAGUGACGUGAAACACAGCAGGUCUCUUCUUCCAUGGCCAUUGUUAGUCAAACAAACAAGGAAUUUGUAAUAAAAUCUGUGACUUUGA
Molecule: messenger RNA, 1819 nt
Organism: Platichthys flesus (European flounder)
Lineage: Eukaryota; Metazoa; Chordata; Actinopteri; Pleuronectiformes; Pleuronectidae
Gene: grxcr1a
Product: glutaredoxin and cysteine rich domain containing 1 a
Exons: 4
Coding region: 760-1650 (296 amino acids)
Biological process (GO): sensory perception of sound
Source: RefSeq, a predicted model, not a curated record